Molecule: messenger RNA, 2499 nt
Organism: Mercenaria mercenaria
Lineage: Eukaryota; Metazoa; Mollusca; Bivalvia; Venerida; Veneridae
Product: low-density lipoprotein receptor-related protein 4-like
Exons: 16
Coding region: 1-2499 (832 amino acids)
Molecular function (GO): calcium ion binding
Source: RefSeq, a predicted model, not a curated record
AUGUAUGAACGCGGUUUGGUUAUUACAACUCUGGACAAGGAGGACGACCAGUAUGGCCUAGUUCGUCAUCUUCCAAUCUAUCCUGGGUACGAGAGCUUCGACGGCCUAAUUCCUGGAUUUUAUCUUAAAGCUUCAGACAGAACACAUAUUCUCAAUUUUGACGUAGAAUUUAGAAGUAAAGAAUUUUAUAUGUACGAGUACCAUCUAUCGUCAAUAGUGGUUGGUAGUGGAUACAACAAAGACCUCAAUUUAACUGGUAUGACAUUUAAUUUUCUGCACGUGGGCGUUUCUAAAGGUAACGUACAGUUAGCAGUUGAUUGGCUGUCACACACCAUCUACUGGACUGACUCCUUGUUUAGAUGGAUUGUAGCAGUACCAGGGGAAAAGCAGAAACUCGACAAAGAUUAUUACAAAAUUAUUGUUGAUGAAUAUCUUGAUGCCCCUGACGGUAUUGCUCUGGAUCCGUUGAAAGGAUACCUGUUCUGGUCAGACAAUGGAAGACAUCCGAAAAUCGAACGUUCAGAUCUAAAGGGGAAAGACAGACGCACAUUAAUUACCAAACAUAUGGUGUCUCCACUGUCAAUGGAAGCAGACAUAUUUGGGAAAAGAAUUUACUGGAUUGAUUCAUACACACACUCCCUUUUCUCGGCAACAUACGAUGGGAAAGACAUGAGAAUGAUAGCAAGCGUACCAAAUUCUGUACUAUUUGAUUUAGCUGUUUACAAGGACGUCAUCUACGUUACUGACAUUCGCAAUGACAAUCUGUACACAUUCAAUAAGACAACAGGCAGAUUAGCGUCAACAACCUUAACUCUUGUUUCUCCUGUAGAAACAAUUUAUGGUGUUGUCGUCUAUAGCGAAUACAACCAACCUCUUAAAGACAAAGAUCAUUGUGGUGAUAAAAAAUGUGAACACCUUUGUAUAUCCGGAGAAAAUAAUGCCACAUGCAUAUGCUCAGAGGGAUACGAGAAAAACACAACUACUGGAGCGUGUCAGGAAUCAUAUGCCAAAUUCCAUAAAGCUAUUGUAAUUGCAAAUGCUACACAUAUUUGCAUGCUUGACAUUCGAUGGUUUGCCUACACUGGCCAUGAUGUGGUUUGUAGGUACACAGUCAUCGGACUACCUGCUUCUACAGUGGCACCAGUUUCAUCGACACCACCAGCACCAACAGCAUCACCUAAUGAAUUGAUCAAGAUGUUUGAUCUGGACAUAAGCAACAGAAUUGUCAUUUUUGCCACUGCGGACAACAAAAUAUAUAAAAGACCAGUGGAUUUGCCGAUAGAAAACGAUGCCAAAGAAGUUAUAAUUCAAGCAUCUGGGGAAAUAAGCGGCAUGGCUUAUGAUACCUAUUACUCUGAAAACUUAUACUGGUCCGAGUCAGACACCGGCAGCAUUAGGAUCGUGGAUGUCGAUACAAAGUCUGGAAAGAGAAUUUCAGUUGAGAAUUCUGUAACACUUGUAAAUCCGAGAAAUAUCAUUAUUCUUCCCACAUUAAGGAUUAAGCAGUUAAAGUUUAAUGUGAUUAAACAAAUAUACAACUUUUACUUCUGGAUAAGACGGAUGGCAUGGGUGGAAGGCAAUCAAGGUGAUGCAUCUCUUCAAACAAUGACCCUUGAUGGAAUGGAUCGUCGCACAGUUGUUUCUGGGUUAUCUGAAAUAACUUCCCUAGUCUACGAUAAUGAGGCACAGUUAUUUUACUUUUUAUCGAACGGAAGUCUGCACCAAACGGCUCUGAAUGGAUCUGAACAAAUUGCAAGUCUAGAAGACCAAACGGCAUAUUUGCUUCUCCACUAUAAGAAUUAUUUAGCUUGGAUUUACAUUCACCCUUCAUUCGGUAAUGUUUGGAAGUCCAAAGACUAUGGUACCGAUACAACUGGGGCGCAUGGCAUUCUUGGCAACACGUCGCCGUUUGUUGACAUGAAAGUGCUGGAUAUAAAACCAUUUCUGCCUGAAACAGCAAGUCCGUGCACACAUAGGAAUGGCGGCUGUGAACAGAUCUGCACACCUAAGUAUAAUGGUGAUAUCAUGGUCAAAGUUUGUGAAUGCAGUAUUGGCUUUAAGCUUGACACCGACAAAGUCAGCAGUCGUUCAGACGUUGUCAUGGACAACUUUAUUUUAGUGUCAGAUUGGACCCAUAAUGCCUUACGUCAGAUCGAUCUACAAACACAUGAAAUUAAUUCGAUAAUGAACAGAGAAAAUACCGCCUAUAUAGGGGUCUACUUCGAUUCGAACAUGAAGAGAAUUAUAUGGUCAGAAUAUUUCAGGAGUGAAAUUUUCAGCUCGAAAUUGGACGGCAGUGAUCAAAAGAUAAUUGGUGAUUUAGGUAAUUCCUUCCCUUAUCGAAUGGACAAAGACUUGACAACAGGAAACCUAUAUUACACAACUACACCUCAUUCCAGUCCACAUAUUGGUUUCCUGACACCUUCUGGGGUAAAUAUUUGGCUAAAGAAGGAUAUAACUGAAGAGAUACUCCUAGACAUUGUUGUUCAUCCAGGGUAA